AUUGUAUCACAGAUGGCUUGAUAUUAUUGAAGAGUGCUGUAGGCUCCUAAGGGAAAAUUGGAAAAUGAAUUUGUUCUAGCUGAUUGCUAUUGUUUCCGUAAUACAUUGGUCCGACAGCAUGUUUUGAGCCAAUAAAGGUGGGAGAGUAUAGCGAAAAAUCAAUACUGGUGUCAUAAUCUGUGGAUAGGGCUUUGAGAAGUAGGAUUUCUUUACUGAACUUUUGAUAUAGUUUUUGUCUGUUUGAAGCAUAUUGUUUGCGUAUGUUGGCGUGAUUAAGAACCACUCUCGACCGAUCGAAAAGACCAGUGUAUACGUUCAAUCAUGAUCGCUAACGAAGGAUAGUACAACUUGCAAAGUCAAUUUUAUCAGGGUAUGCAGAGUAUGUACAAAGAAGUCUAAUGGCGAGCUCAGCGUUGACUCAGGAGAUGGUCGUUUUUUACAUGUUGUGUGCGGUCUAACGAGAGUUAGUGCUACUUCGCAACGCACCUUUACUUCGUUUGUGGCUCUCGUUUUCACGUAUGGAUAUGAUGUACCUGAUGUGUUAACUAAAGCUAAGACUUGCUGUGGCGAGCCUGUCGCAUAUUGUAUCUGUGUCCGUCGAGAGCCUGUUCAGCUAAUGUAGAGAUUGAUGGUACAAGAAUCGAAUAAUCAUGAAAGCGGACAACGAGUUGAAGCGAUGUACCUAGCGAUGACUGCAACAGAUUUGAUGAUUGCAUCCCGUACAUCAACAACGUGUUGCGCAGCAGGCACAAUUAAAUUUUUACAUAAUCUACGACAUGGUGAGCCAUGGCAUUACUUACUUACUGGUUCGUUUGGACGGGUAGUCAAGAAUGCUCCAUGUUGGAAAAAUUAAGCUUAAAGGUUUGUAGAUAUUUACAAACUUUCAUCCCUCAUGUAAAAUAAUUUUUUGGAUCGAUCAGGGCGUAAUUGUAGCCUCUUGUGUUAUAGCUGGACGUAAUACGUUUGUUAUUUUUGCUGUACAAACAUUGUAUAUGGCAGCGAUAAGAAUGCAAAGCAGAGGAUUGUCUCGAGAUUGCGACUAAAUACGGUACUGCCAUACCAAGCGUUGCGGCAUAUCGUAAAAUUCUGUUUGCGGCAAUGAGCACCGGUGGUAGCGUAUUGAACGCACUAUGUCUACGACGAGCAUCAACUGAUGUAUAUAGAUUUCAUAUCACGCAGGAUAGGAUUUAUGUUAAUGAACAUGAUUGGAUUGUUCUUUUGCAUACGGGCGCAAUCGUCAUCGGACAGGCCGACGGACUUAUUGGCGGAUACAAGGAGUUAUCAUACUUCGUCGCUUUGAACGUACUGUACGAUGGCAUCUUUUGAUGAGCGCGACCUGUAGCGCAUAAUAAACUUUUAGAAUAUAUAUUUUUGUAGACCGAGAAUGUCAGAACCAUCACAUUAAACAAGUUAUCAGUCUUCCAG
This is a messenger RNA of Plasmopara halstedii, 1425 nucleotides long. RefSeq lists its product as uncharacterized. NCBI's taxonomy places the organism in Eukaryota, Oomycota, Peronosporomycetes, Peronosporales, Peronosporaceae. The coding region runs from base 629 to 853 and encodes 74 amino acids. The transcript has a single exon. The record is from RefSeq and is a predicted model, not a curated record.